AUGACCAACAUUCGCAAAACACACCCCUUAUUUAAAAUCAUUAACCACACAUUUAUCGACCUACCCACACCAUCAAACAUCUCGACCUGAUGAAACUUUGGCUCACUCCUAGGAAUAUGCCUAAUCAUACAAAUCCUAACAGGUCUCUUCCUAGCCAUACAUUACACACCUGAUACAACCACCGCCUUCUCAUCCGUAACCCACAUCUGCCGAGACGUAAACUACGGCUGAAUCAUCCGCUACCUCCACACCAACGGAGCAUCAAUAUUCUUUAUCUGCCUAUAUCUACACAUUGGCCGCAGUAUAUACUACGGCUCCUACACCUACCUAAAAACCUGAAACAUCGGAAUCAUACUACUGUUCACCGUAAUAGCCACAGCAUUCAUAGGCUACGUACUACCAUGAGGACAAAUAUCAUUUUGAGGCGCAACAGUAAUCACAAACCUACUCUCAGCCAUUCCGUACAUUGGAACCAACCUAGUAGAAUGAAUCUGAGGGGGAUUCUCCGUAGACAAAGCCACAUUAACCCGAUUCUUCACCCUACACUUCAUCCUCCCAUUCAUCAUCACAGCCCUUACAAUAACACACCUACUCUUCCUACACGAAACCGGAUCAAACAACCCACUUGGCAUCUCACCAGACUCCGACAAAAUCCCAUUUCACCCGUACUACACCAUAAAAGACAUCCUAGGCUUAUUACCCAUAAUCUUCAUCAUAAUAGCACUAGCACUAUUCUACCCAGACCUCCUAGGAGACCCCGACAAUUACACCCCUGCAAACCCCCUCAACACCCCACCACACAUUAAACCAGAAUGGUACUUCCUCUUUGCCUAUGCCAUCCUACGCUCCAUUCCCAAUAAACUCGGAGGCGUCAUAGCCCUCGUCCUCUCCAUCCUAAUCCUAGCAAUCCUACCUAUACUUCACACAGCAAAACAACGAAGCCUGAUAUUUCGACCAAUCAGCCAAUGCCUGUUCUGAAUACUAAUGACAAACUUACUAGUUCUAACAUGAAUUGGAGGACAACCAGUAGAACACCCAUUCACCAUCAUUGGCCAACUGGCGUCAAUCUCAUACUUUUCCAUUAUCCUAAUCCUAAUACCCAUAGCAGGCCUAAUUGAAAACAACCUAAUAAAAUGAUAA
Messenger RNA from Choloepus didactylus (southern two-toed sloth), 1140 nucleotides. The record is from the annotation of a RefSeq genome assembly. NCBI's taxonomy places the organism in Eukaryota, Metazoa, Chordata, Mammalia, Pilosa, Megalonychidae.